Coregonus sp. 'balchen' is the source of this 4024-nucleotide messenger RNA. NCBI's taxonomy places the organism in Eukaryota, Metazoa, Chordata, Actinopteri, Salmoniformes, Salmonidae. The record is from the annotation of a GenBank genome assembly.
UGUUCAGGUAUGACGCGGGGAAGGACGGCUUCAUAGACCUGAUGGAGCUGAAGCUAAUGAUGGAGAAGCUGGAGGCACCACAGACCCACCUGGGCCUGAAGAACAUGAUCAAGGAGGUGGACGAGGACCUGGACAACAAGCUGAGCUUCAGAGAGGUGAGACAAAACAGAGACGAGAAUGAAACGACAUGGCACCAAGCACUCGCCCUUCCUACUGUAUCUUAUAACUUGUAACACCUGUAUUUGUGUGGAAGAUGAGUGAGUGGUGCAAGCUCUGUCAAGUUUUAUGAAGUUUAGUGAUGUUGCUUUUGUUCUAUGGGUUUUUUAUGCAAUCCAUUUUGCUGCUUGUAUAUGUAUAUAAAAAAUAAUAUUGAUCAGUGAUCACAAAAAGAGAACCUGUAUGGAUUCUUGUCUGACUCCACUGACAGUCCUCUCUCGCUCUCCCUCUCCCUCUACCCUCUCUCCCUCCAGUUCCUCCUGAUCUUCAGGAAGUCGGCAGCAGGGGAGCUAGCAGAGGACAGCGGUCUCAGUGUUCUGGCUCGGCUAUCAGAGAUUGAUGUGUCCACUGAGGGAGUAAAGGGAGCCAAGACCUUCUUUGAAGCCAAAGUGAGUUCAAGUUCUGUUCCUCCAUGUCCGAGGUUGGUUGUGCGCCGCCCUCAGCACAAGCAUGAGAUAGAAUCCCAUUCUCAUGGCUCUUCUACACUGUUUCCCUUCUAUCUGCCCUUUCAUUCAUGUUGAUCCUUUUCAAUAAAUAAACAAGAAGAAAUACAACCACUUUAUUGAAUUGACUUGAUACGUUGGUUUAUUAGUGAUGUUUGUAGGCCUAUAAGAUUAAAUGAAGGGUAGGCAAAACCAAAAAUGAUAACAAUGAAGCAGUAGUAAUAAAUCUCCCUUCCACAGGUGGCGGCCGUCAAUGCAGGCAGCCAAUUCGAGGCGGAGAUCCGGCAGGAGCAGGAGGAGAAGAAGAAGCAGGCAGAGGAGAAGAAGCAGCGGCAAGCUGCCUUCAAGAACCUCCAGUCGGCCUUCAAAUAACCACCUCUUCCUCAGCUCUCCUACAGCCCCAACUGUCCCACCUCCACUGUCCGUCUGUCUGUUUGUCCGUCUGUCCCUUGUGAUUUUUCUGCCUCCAUUUUGAAAUCUGGUCAUAAUAUGCAAGUUGCUGGUAGUCUGUCUAGGGUUAGUCCCUGUCCCUGAGAGAGGAGCAGUUCUAUUCUGCUGAUUUCCCCAUUGAUUUGACCUGACAAGUAACAAAGAACUACACAUUCAGGGUUGUGCAGAGACCGUUUUACUGUUCUUGUCAUGUUGAGUAGACUAUUAUUCCAUUGUUCCUUUCUCAGUCCGGCACUGAUUUUAGGCCAUAGCCAUGCCAGAAACUGUGAUACAAUGGAUUGGAUACAUGCUGGAGACACAUGAUGAGAAUAGAUCUGUGAUGCAAUGUCUCUCCUGUAGAUUAUACGGUUAUGUGCCACACUAGCGUCAGUCUUGAUUUUAGCUCUGUGUUUUCUGUUGUGACUGGGGGAAUGUGAAUGAAACUAGGAAUGCAUUUUUAGUAAUGUGAUGUUGUGAACAAUUAGGAUUGCAUUUUAACAGAACGUUAUUUACUUAUUGUUGAUUCCAGUGAAUCUGAAUUGUGAACGUGUGUUCUGAAGUGGUCUUAUCCAAUCCAUUGUGUUACUUGGUACCAGUGACAAUUUUGCGCUAUACAUGUAAUUUCCUGUAGGAAGCGCUUUCUCAAAGACACAAAAGUUGUACCUAUGGUGUAAGAGAAAAUCCAUCUGUGCACACUUCUUUCCAGACACUCGAUCCCAUUCUAGAAGAGUAGAUGCGGGGGGGGGGGAGGCAAAUGGUGGCGGAGAACCUUUUUAUUUACCUGGUCCUGGGGUACUCCUGUGUAUGUUUGUUCAUUCUGCUGUUUAGUCUGGUUUUUUAGGACAAUUGAUGGUCGAGUUAGUUUUCUUGCAAAACCAACACAUACAGGGGGAUACUAGAGGACAGGGUUUCUGAAACAAUGGUCGACCACUCACCCCUGCUCACACCCAGCUCCUGCUGUAAAACCGAAUGUGUGACCAGUCGGUAUCCAGCAAUCCCAUAUUGUCAAAGCUUUGCAUAUGGAACUAAGUAAAUUCAUGCACUUGACAUCAAAUAAACGUUUGCUCAAAGCAACAAGCUGUCAACUAGACCCCAACCCUUUGAGCACAUGGCAAAACUCUGAGGUGAAAAUAUGCUUUCUGUAGUGAUGCAUAACUUCACCUUUGAACUAUAGACUGAGGUUGCAAUAUGAAGUGUGUGGCACUCUAAUGCUCUGUAGUAUAGUAAAUGGCUAUCUAUUAUCGUUUUGGAAUAUAGUUUGAGAUAUGCAAUCAAUUUGGCCUUUUCAAAGGGUUGACUUAAAACAGAGCUUUGAUAUGCUUCAAUUAAACCUUGUUUAAUGCAAAUGCAGCUGUAGACUAAAUUCAAAUGUAUUAAUCGAUUUAUUGGACAGUGGUAGAAAGUAGUCUAUUUGGUCAUAUCAUUCAUGUUAGCCCCCGUCCAGGAAAUGUAAUGCAUUUUAACUCAACCUAGCUACUUUAAAAAGGAGCAGAAUGAGAGUUUAACAUAAAAUGAGGGAAAUGGUUGUACGUUUUCAGCAUACGUUUGCGAGCUUCCAAUGUAGUGUUAAUAAAGGGGUAUUAACGGGUGAUAUCUGGCAGCACAUCACAGUACAACUGAGAGGUUGUACAUAAAGAAUACAAUAUUUUUUCAUGACAAUAUACAUUUACAAAAAUGCUUUUAGUUUUGUAUGGUGAGGGGUUCUGUGACAUGUUCUGCAUUAUGGGUGUUGUCCACAAGCGGGUCUCCUGGUAAAAAUAAAAAAAAAUGGUGUAUCCACUGGUUACUCCACUUCCUGGUGAUGGGCGUUUGGCCAGUUGUAAUUCUGUGAGUGAUUUAAGAAAAAAGGGUUUAUUUUCCGAUGUGGAGACUAGUUUGUGAACAGUGAUUCUGUGUCAAAUGUCUUUAGAUGUUGUCAAUAGUGAAAACCUGUAGGUUUCUUCCACAGUUCAUUGGACAUGCAGUUUUGUCCAUGCUCUGUGUCCUAUUCUGUCCUGUGAACUAGACUAGAGAUGUGAUUCCAUGAGGCAUUCUCGCACUACGUCACUCCUCCUCUUCGGAUGUACCUUCACCCUGUUCUGACGGAGUGAAAAAGUGGGGUGGAACAAGCCUGGUCCCAGAUAAGCAUGAGCUGGAUAACCUUCACAAUAGGAGUUGCCUAAUACACUUUUAAACAGUUCUGGGACCAAGCCAGGGUGCAGUGGAAACACGGUGGAGACCACACUUGUUUCUGUCAUUCUCUCUAUUGUCAUUCCUCUUCUUUUUUCUUUUUCUCCCACGUCUUGAUUUCUUCUGUCUUCUUCAUCAUUACCAGGGGAAAUUGUGCCAAAUGUUUAUGUUGUCUACCUACCAUUCCACUGUCAAGUCAGGGAUUUAAAUGUUGUCUUUAUUACAUUCGAGGAAAUCAGUCUAUUGACCAUGUAAUAGGAGAUUUAGAUUUAGCAUGAUGAACUGGUGAUGCUCAGGGUACAAUAUAGUAAAGUAAUGCUACAUUGUACCAUACGUUAGCUCCUCUCUGUCGGGCUGUAAUGAUAAUACAGCAGCUGUGAGGUAACAGUAGGGCAGGGAAACAUCCACAUGCUUCUGUGUCUCUGACUUUAAAUGGCAGUCUUCAAAGGCUUCAUGUUAAGACCCAGACUCGGUUUGAAAAGUUGGAGGAGUUUGGAUAUUUGAAUAUUUUUCACCAGGUUUUUGUCUGUCGCUUAGAUCUGUCCUACAUUUUUUCAAGGUUCCAUUUUUCCAGAUCCUUUGUUUGUGAUUUUACUUGCAGGCAUCAUCAAAAUUAAUCUGUUUUACAUUGUGAUGAAAGUUAUUACAUUGUCUUGUAGGCUGAUGAUGAUAAAAUAUGUGGCUAUUCUAUAAUACACCUUUUAUUUUAGAUUUUCUUACUAAAAUGUAUGAUUAUUCUUGUGGCAAUAAAAAAAACACAUUUGAAA